Messenger RNA from Cuscuta epithymum, 1712 nucleotides. The record is from the annotation of a GenBank genome assembly. NCBI's taxonomy places the organism in Eukaryota, Viridiplantae, Streptophyta, Magnoliopsida, Solanales, Convolvulaceae.
GUUAAACAAAGCUUAUUCAGAACUCAGAGGCUCGUUUCACCCAUUCUCGGCUUCAUCCUCUGCUCCAUUCUCACUUACAAACUCGAAAUCUCCCAAAUUUCUCACGCACGAUUUUACAAUACAACCAACCCUUCGAAACAAAAAAUCGAAUUCUUCACACAAUCCUGCCGAUUCCUUAGAGAUCGCUCAAAGCUCCUUUCUAACAUACUCAUUGAUUAUCACUUAUCAGGUGAUUCAAGAUCUGCAUUUGCGACUAGCGGAUUUUUGGUAUCUAAUAUUCCAGCAGAAAAAAGAGAAUGGAGUGGGUGCUGAUCAUUGUUUCGUUGACUGUUAUUUGGGUUGGUUCUCUUUGCAAAACACUUCAUGUAUUUGUGUCUGACUCCAAGUCUAUGUUUUUAGAUGAUGGUGGAUUUUUUCUGAAGAAAAAAAUCUUGUUGGUUAUCGCACAUCCUGAUGAUGAAUCUAUGUUCUUUACUCCAACCAUCAAUUACUUAAUGUCAAAGGGGCACGAUUUGCGAAUUUUAUGCAUAUCAACGGGCAAUGCGGAUGGCUUGGGAAAUACAAGAAAACAAGAGCUCUACCGGGCCGCCACAACCCUUAAUGUAUCUCCACAACAUGUAAAGAUCUUGGACCAUCCAGAUUUGGAGGAUGGUUUUGGCAAAUUCUGGAACACAGAUCUGUUGGCAAGACUUAUGAAAGAAGAAGUAGACAGCCAUUCUGUUGAUGUGGUAAUUAGUUUUGACAAAUAUGGUGUUUCUGGUCAUUGUAAUCAUUGUGAUUUGAAUCGAGGUGUGCGAAAACUUAUCCAGGACGUCUCAUACAAAAAUGUGGAAGCGUGGGAGCUUGUGAGCACUAAUAUAUUCCGCAAAUACAUCGGACCAGUAGAUGUUUGGUUUUCUCUCUUGUAUGUCAAGUUUCAUCGCAAUGAAAAAGUAUAUUUCUUGAUCAAUGAAAACCCUAGUAGAAGCUAUGCUGCAAUGGCCCAACACCUGAGCCAAUGGGUUUGGUUUCGUAAGUUGUUUGUAUCCUUCUCCAGCUAUACGUAUGGCAACUCUCUAAAGAAGAUUAACAUCUAAACAAUGCCUACAAAAUGUCUUCCUUGUUCUUAAGCAGAUUGUUUGAAGCAUUGGAAUAUGUUAGCUGCUGCUGAUCGGAAGACUGAAGUGCAGCAGCAGCAGUGGUCAUUUUAAAAUUUCUGUUCGUUAGCUGCGUUUACACCAUUGCAAGCUCUUCUUGUUGUGAUGCCACCUGCAAGCACCGAUAAACAGGUCGUGGUGGUGACUAACACUCCUACAAUAGCUUAAUAAUUAGGCUUAACUUCUGUUGCUCUUUGUUUAUGCUUAAAAUUUCUACAAUCUGUGAGUGCAAUGAUUUUAGAUUCAAACCCCGUCCGAAAUAUAAAAAAGGCGAGUGUUUUCUGGCUUAGCCACUCCAAAAGAUCUGUAUUUAUUUGUCAUAUAUUGAUACAGGUUUCUUGGAAGCCAUGGAUGGAUAAGCUCUAGACAUUCCAAGGUUGUUCGUACUUUAUGACUUCCAUUUGUUUAUUUCUUUCCAUGCCAAAAUCACAAGCAAAUCAUACGUUAAUCCAUAAUAAUAUGUCGAGUAGUUUAAAUCAUGUAAUAAAACAUACUAUAAAUAUGGAUCGACUAGUGUUUUAAUGAAUAAGUGGCAUAUACUUUGUAAAUAAUUUCAACUUGAGGAAUGAUCUCGUC